Messenger RNA from Alternaria arborescens, 1629 nucleotides. RefSeq names its product T-complex protein 1 subunit gamma. The transcript has 4 exons. Gene Ontology annotation, biological process: protein folding. Gene Ontology annotation, cellular component: chaperonin-containing T-complex. NCBI's taxonomy places the organism in Eukaryota, Fungi, Ascomycota, Dothideomycetes, Pleosporales, Pleosporaceae. The coding region runs from base 1 to 1629 and encodes 542 amino acids. The record is from RefSeq and is a predicted model, not a curated record. Gene Ontology annotation, molecular function: ATP hydrolysis activity; ATP-dependent protein folding chaperone; ATP binding.
AUGCAGGCGCCAGUGGUUGUUAUGAACACCCAGACCCCGGGUGGGGAGCGCCAGUUUGGCCGCAAAGCUCAACUAUCCAACAUCACAGCAGCUAAGACUGUCGCCGACAUUAUCAGAUCAUGCCUCGGUCCCAAGGCCAUGUUGAAGAUGCUGCUCGAUCCCAUGGGCGGUAUCGUCCUCACCAACGACGGCCACGCUAUCCUCCGAGAAAUCGAAGUCGCACAUCCAGCUGCCAAGAGCAUGAUUGAGUUGAGCAGGACACAAGACGAGGAGGUCGGCGAUGGCACAACCACCGUCAUCAUAUUAGCGGGAGAAAUCCUCGCACAAGCUCUGCCCCAGCUUGAGCGCAACAUCCACCCCGUCGUCAUUAUCCAAGCGUUCAAGAAGGCACUCGCCGAUGCUCUCGAAAUCAUCAGCGAGAUCGCGGUCGAAGUCGACGUCAACAACGACGAGCAGAUGUACAAGAUCAUUAGCUCUUCGAUCGGCACAAAGUUCGUAACGCGGUGGUCGGAACUCAUGUGCGGACUGGCUUUGAAGGCGGUGCGGACCGUUUCCCUCGACAUUGGCUCUGGCAAGAAGGAGGUCGACAUCAAGCGCUACGCACGUAUCGAGAAGAUCCCCGGAGGUGAGAUCGAGGACAGCGAAGUUCUAGACGGAGUCAUGGUCAACAAGGACAUUACACACCCCAAGAUGAGGCGGAGAAUCGAGAACCCCAAGGUUUUGCUGUUGGACUGCACACUAGAAUACAAGAAGGGAGAGAGUCAGACAAACAUUGAGGUUAGCAAAGAGGAGGACUGGAACAGGAUCCUUCAAAUCGAAGAGGAGCAAGUUAAGCAAAUGUGCGAUGCCAUCAUCGCUCUCAAGCCCGAUCUUGUCAUUACCGAGAAGGGCCACUACCUCGUCAAAGCCGACAUCACCGCCAUCCGCCGAGUUCGUAAGACCGACAACAACCGUAUCGCCCGUGCGACAGGUGCGACAAUCGUAAACUCCGUAUUCUCCGCCACCGCUUCGGACAUUGGUACAGAGUGUGGUCUUUUCGAGAUCUCUAAGAUCGGUGACGAAUACUUUACCUUCCUCACAAAGUGCAAGAACCCGAAGGCAUGCACCAUCCUCCUCCGUGGACCCUCAAAAGACAUCCUGAACGAGAUUGAACGGAAUCUACACGACGCCAUGGGUGUUGCCAGGAACGUUAUCUGGAACCCUAAGCUCUGCCCCGGUGGUGGUGCAACUGAGAUGGCCGUCGCGGUUGGUCUGGGCCAGCGUGGCAAGUUGAUUGAGGGUGUCGCACAGUGGCCAUACAAGGCCGUCGCCGAAGCCAUGGAGGUCAUCCCACGCACGCUCAUUCAGAACUCAGGAAACAGCCCGAUCAAGGUGCUCACCCAACUGCGCGCGAAGCACGCAGAGGGCUACGAAGACGGCAAGCACGGUGGCAGCACAUGGGGUAUCGACGGUGAUGCAGGAAAGGUUGUCGACAUGAAGUCAUACAACGUAUGGGAGCCUCUAGCGGUCAAGGAACAGAGUGUCAAGACUGCUGUUGAGAGCGCUUGCCUACUGCUCAGGGUUGACGAUAUCGUCGCUGCGAAGUCGGCCAAGCAAGUGAGCGGCCCGAUCGGCGGUGGUGAUGAUUAG